AUGGAGGGAACCCGCCCCGGGACGGCCGACCUGGAGAGCGACGCCGCUCAGGCUGGGACCCCGCCGGCCGCCCCCUCCGAAGACAUUCCCAAGAGUGUCCCCGAGGCCGUGUUUUCCUCCGCACCCAUUCUAGACUUGAGUCGUAGAGGGCUUCAACAUUUAGGAGCCGUCCUUAAAAUCCCCACCCUUAAACAAUUGCAUCUUCAGAGAAAUGAGCUCUGCACAAUCCCGCGAGACUUCUUUCAGCUGCUGCCCAACCUCACCUGGCUGGACCUGCGGUUCAACAGGAUCCAGGCGCUUCCUCCUGGGAUUGGCUCUCACAGGUAUUUGAAAACUUUGCUUUUAGAAAGAAAUCCUAUCAAAAUGUUACCUGUGCAGCUGGGGAACGUGACGACGCUGAGGGCGCUGAACCUGCGGCACUGCCCUCUGGAGUUCCCACCUCAGGUCAUAGUGCAGAAGGGCCCGGCCGCCAUCCUGAGAUUCCUGCAAGGCUCGGCCUCCAAACACCCUGCCCGCCUAGACCCAGUUCCUCAAGCGAAGAGCCUCAGCCAGCUGCCGUACCCCCUGCUGGCCUUCCCCGGAGAGGGACACACCACGAACCCUCAGGGGCCGAAGGGGACCAUGUUGAAAGAGAUGGAGGGCCUGUUCCCACCUGUGGAAAAGCUGGACCUGAGCGACCUCCAGAAAUCCGCCGAAUGCUGGGAAGACUGGCCGAACGAGGAGGAGAUCCGGCGCUUCUGGAAGCUGCGGCAGGAGAUUGUGGAGAAGGAGCAGGCGGAGGUGCUGCAGAACCAGCUCCUCGCCAUGGAGCUGCCUCCCAACCUGCGGGCCGUGCUGCGCAGCCGGGGCGAGGCGCACCCCGACCCCAAAACUGCCCUCAGAAGGAAGCCGCCCUCCAUCAACGCGCUGCCUAGCCUGGCGUUAGCGUACCCGGCGGGGACGAGAGUAGAGCAGCUGGAGGAGAGGCGGGCUUCCGUCUUCAGGGAGCUGCGGGAGAAGCAGGAGCAGAUGGAGCAGCGCAGGAGAGACAGACGGGCCCUGCUGGAGUGGCGAGAGCAAGCCCACACGAUGAGGAAGAGGAAGCGGGAACUCGGCAAACUCCGGCCUCCAAGACGGACGCUGGAGGCACCCAAGCUCCCCUUUGCCACCGUUCUGAUGGGCAAUGAGAAAAAGCCAGCGACACUGCUUGGGAGAGGGGGACAAGCCAAAGAGAAGUCGCUGCAAGCAAGUAACGAGCUGAGGGCCUUCUGGGAGCAGGGCCUGGAGAGGAAGCUGCAGCAGCACAUCCGGCAAAUACAGGAGCGGAGGAAAAUGUUUCAAGGCAUGGCACCGUUCAAGGAUGUGAGGAAGGCCUCGGAGGACCUGGAGGUGGCCAGAACGCUGCUGGACGGAGUCAUGAAACUGAGCAAGAGCCACGGGGGCCCGGCCCUCCUCGGGAGCCACCCACUGUGCCUGCCGGCGUUGCAGCAUCAGAAUAUGUUUUCCAACACGAAAUACUAA
Messenger RNA from Pipistrellus nathusii (Nathusius's pipistrelle), 1500 nucleotides. NCBI's taxonomy places the organism in Eukaryota, Metazoa, Chordata, Mammalia, Chiroptera, Vespertilionidae. The record is from the annotation of a GenBank genome assembly.